Molecule: messenger RNA, 734 nt
Organism: Gossypium raimondii (Peruvian cotton)
Lineage: Eukaryota; Viridiplantae; Streptophyta; Magnoliopsida; Malvales; Malvaceae
Product: EG45-like domain containing protein
Exons: 3
Coding region: 89-517 (142 amino acids)
Source: RefSeq, a predicted model, not a curated record
AUACGAUUUUUAGGCUUCAUUGUCGCCAACGGCAGGAAAGAACUUAUCCUUUUUUUUUUCCUUUCAUAUCCAUCUUUAGUUUACAAAGAUGCAGACCCAGCAAUGGCCAGUUUUUCAACUUGUUUCAUGUCUCCUCAUUCUUUCCCAGCUUGUCUAUUUCUCUUAUGCCGAUGUUGGCACUGCUGCCCAGUACAGCCCACCAUAUUUACCGACGGCGUGUUAUGGUGACGAUCAAACCCAGUUCCCAUCGAGCAAUUUGUUCGCAGCAGCUGGAGAUGGGAUAUGGGACAAUGGAGCAUCGUGCGGCAGGCAAUACCUGGUACGGUGCAUCAGUGCUUCGCAGCCUGGGACUUGUGUUGAGGACCAGACGAUCCAAGUCAAGAUUGUUGAUUAUGCUCCCACUGCACAGUCUCCUCCUUCGACUCAAUCAACCACCAUCGUCUUAUCCGAGACAGCUUUUGGUGGGAUCACUAAUAUAGCUGUUAAUUCCAUCAACAUAGAAUUUCAACAGGUCUAAGUCUCUUACAUGGCGCCCUGCGUACUGAAGGUAGCUAAAGGAAGAAGAAACCUAUAUGGUAAAAGUAACACUUCAUAAAUUAAUCUAUUAAAAAUUCCUACUAUAGAAAAUUGAUAUUUAUAUGUAAAUGCAAACUAUAUGUAUAUGUAGCAUAUCAUGUGUCACUAUUUAAUUAUUUAAUGAGUCAUCAUUGCAAUUGAAUGAAUUUAAUCUAUAA